AUGGUCGAUUUCCUCGACAAGGCCUCUGAGCUUGCCGCUGGUGCGUGCCUUCCCGUCCUUUCAGCGUCGAGAGCGGCGUUGCUAACAUUCUAUAUGCGCACCACACCUCCAGAUACGAUUGGCAGCCUGUUCAAGCCAAAGUACAGCAAGCUAGGCUUCCCCUUGCUCAAUUCCGACCCUGUGCUGGAUGCCGCGAGAUGGGCUGGCUUCGAAGUGGUGGAGUACGAUCUGCCACCUUAUCCUCUGCGCACAGCAGGCAUCAUCGCCAUCCGCAUGAUGAGCUUCAUGUUCUUCACCAGCUUCGUCGCUCGCUUGCUCUACUACCACGUCGCUACCAAGAGCCAGGUGCUCAGAUACGGCUGCGUGGGCGGCUUGAGCGCUGUUCUUCUCGCUUGGCCCAUCGUGACUGGCAUGAGCGGCUGCAUGAUGCUCGACUUUUGGCGUCCAGUGAGUGGCAGGCUCAUUCCUUUGUGGGGAGGGCUAGUUGUAUAACAAGGGCAGCGCACGUUUCGGAGCGCGGAAAGCAGUUCGAGGGCCUAUCCGCAGACUGGCUUCCAAUGGGUCAAAGUACGGCACGGAUGAGGAGGAGCAUGCGCCUCUUUGUGCCCGCAUCACUUUUUCCGUCGGAGGGCCGUAAUGCUUACCACGUGCUACUUUCCCGUCCUCAGGCUCUUGGUUUCCGUUCCUCCCUUUGUAAGUGUCGAUGCAGGUCCGACAUGCCUGCUUGGAGGCCGCCGGUGCUUGUGCAGACUGCUCACACGUCUCUCAUCCUACCCUUUUCCAGUGGUGUACGACAUUUUUGUGAUUCGGACUCGCCAAGAGAUUGACAGCUGGAACUUUGCUCGAUUCUUCUGCGGCCUCUGGGCAUUCCCAAAGUAGGUGAUGUGUCUCUGCGUGCCCAGCAUGUGAAUCCAGAGCUGAACACGUUGCGCAACCCGUCUUGCUACAGAGAGGAGGAUGACAUCGAGGAGCGCACCAAAGCUGAAGGUUUCAAGAGAAAUGCGCGCAUUGAGAAUGCAAAGGGAUACCCAAAGGUGCUGGUGGAGGGAAUCAUCUUCCUCCUGACGCUUUACAUCAUUCCCCCUUACGAAAUCGCCAAGGAUCUCCCUCAGCUGAAGUACCAUCUCUACUGCGAUGCUCUGGGCGUCUCGAUCCUCAUGGCAUUGGCUCUUUUCGGAGAUGGGUUGCUCAAGGGUCUCGGUAUCAUCUUCAACGUUGAGAUGCAAGACAUGUUCGAGAGCCCCCUUUCGACCAUCAACAUCCGUCUCUUCUGGUCGCACUGGAAUCGUGCAAUUGCCUCCGUCUUCCAUCGGGUCAUCUUUGGCGGCCACAAGAACAAAAAGGUGUCGAGUAACGGGCCUACCAAGUCGCAGCAGAUUGCGGCAAGCAAACGUGUCCGCGAGCUUGCUCAAGCCAAGCGCAAGACGUACGACCACCUCUCAGAGACAGAAGCUGAGCACAGCAAGACUGACGACGAGGAGCAUGAGCGUCGCGUGAAGAAGAACGGACUCAAGAUGACCUCCACGAAACCGGCGCAGCCCCAAGCCAAGCCUGCGAAGCGCUCACCCUUCCUUCCAAAGGCCGUUGCAGCGGUGGUCACAUUUGCUGCUAGCGGCAUCUUCCACGAGCACAUUACGUAUAGCACAAUGGGCCAGGCGGAUGGCAUGAACUUUCUUUUCUUUGUGUUGAACGGCCUUGCGACAGUGGCCAGCACGUGGUUCAGACGUACCUACCCAGAUAUCAACAACAAGAUUCCGACCAUCGUUGCCGUGCUCCUCCUCCACUCCUUUUUCCUUGCUGUCGUGCCCUUGUUCUGCAACAUCUUUAUCAAGACGGGCUUCUUCAUCCAGAUGGAGGCCCUCAAGUACGAGAUUCUGCCGAUCAAUUUCAAGACUCGAGGCAGCUUCAUCUACAUCUUUGGAAAAUGA
Ceraceosorus bombacis is the source of this 1928-nucleotide messenger RNA. NCBI's taxonomy places the organism in Eukaryota, Fungi, Basidiomycota, Exobasidiomycetes, Ceraceosorales, Ceraceosoraceae. The record is from the annotation of a GenBank genome assembly.